Drosophila montana is the source of this 3837-nucleotide messenger RNA. RefSeq names its product mars (gene mars). Lineage: Eukaryota; Metazoa; Arthropoda; Insecta; Diptera; Drosophilidae. Gene Ontology annotation, molecular function: molecular adaptor activity. The record is from RefSeq and is a predicted model, not a curated record. Gene Ontology annotation, biological process: signaling. Gene Ontology annotation, cellular component: glutamatergic synapse; postsynaptic specialization. The transcript is spliced from 4 exons. The coding region runs from base 130 to 3651 and encodes 1173 amino acids.
CAUUAGAAACUGUAGUUUUUAUUUUUGAUACAGUUGGAUUUUAAAAGUAACUUUGUACAAAUUUAUUCGAAAAUAAAAUUGCAGUGAUAUUGUGUACAAACUACUGAAAAUCGCUAAAACUUAUUCAAGAUGCAAUCGAGGGUGCUAAGUCCGCACAACCAUAUUGAAAUUAACCGGGAGCGUCAACGCGUCGUGCGAACUAAGUUAAGCGACGCACAUUUUCAAAGCAAUCGCAUAAUAGAUAUCAGUCCCACUUCGUCAAAAACAUUAACACAAAAGGAGCAGAAACUGAACAGCCUUUCAACGACUGCAGCAAAAAACCAGCAAGAAAAUGCACUCCCGGCGCCAAAUAUAAAUCCUGUCAAUAAGAUAACAAAGCGCCAAGGCCAUUACUUGCAACGCUUUCUCGGGUGGAAGGAGUGGAAGGAGGCUGAAAAGCAGAAGAAAAGGAAAGAAGAAAAGGACGCGCAACCAGAUUCAAAUAGUGAAGUAGAAGCGCAGGAAAAAAGACGCUCACUAUACGUUUUUGAGUCCAAAGCAGAGAUGACUGCUCCAAUAUCUUUGCAAUUGCCGGCCGCAAAGAAACCCUUGGGUUUUGCUUCUACUAGUGCACUAUUUGCGAAUGCACCUAUCGCCACAGCGACAAAACUUUCUAUUGCGUCUACAUCUGCGGUUGCAAAGACUGCGGCAAGCGCAGUUAAGCUUCAAGCUACUGGCCGAAAUCUUCCAAGUGCUGGAAUAAAGCCUCAAACAGUUGUAAAGAAUCGUUCGACGAAGCCGCCACUAACUGCAUGCGAUAAUCAAGCAGGGAAUCUGAAGCAGACAGCGAAGAGUCUGCAAGGACCCACUGAACCCAUAAUAAAAAAGACACAAAGAGAGGUUGACUUUAAACAAAAGCCGCCGACGACCCUUGGACUUAAAAAAAUGAUGGUAGGGUCCGUUAAAAACGCAUCAAGUUCGUCGAAUUUUAGGACACAGCCAACCGAAUUACCCGCAACAAGCAGAAACAGGGGAAGAGGUGGUGUAGCCCAAAGCAAAACUACAUCCAAAAACAGUCUUUCCUCACAGCUCUCGACACGCAUGAAGUCCAAAAAGCCAGCGUUCCUGAAUUGCAAGCAAAAACAAGCAAUACUUACCAAACCAACCUUGCUGCAAGCAACUUGCGAUUUGCAGACUCCCAAUACGUCACUUCAUGUUGUCAGCAAUAAGCAUUUAUUCAAUGCAAUGGCGACAUCUACUGAGUGCAAGUCCAAUAAAUGUAGCGAUAAUUUAUUGGAGACUUACGGAGACAUAACCAAUAUAAGUCCUGUGGCAGUUGGCGAUAACUCCAAUGGGACAGUGUCUGGUGCUAAGAGGCUAUUGUUGACAUCGUCGCCGACAUUAAAGGAGUCGCAACACACGAUGCAGGCAGUUGAGGAUGACAUGACGAUGUUGACGACGACCCCGAUACGUACUGAUAAGCAGCAAAAACGUCGCUCAAUGUAUGAAUCCAAAGCAGAGAUGCCGGUUUCUAAUUCAUCGAAAAGCAAAAAGCUUCCAGAUAUUCCUAAGGUAACAACAGGUCCAAUAUCUAUGCAAAUGCCGGCCGCAAAAAAAACUGUGGGUUGUGCUGCUACUAGUGCAGUAAAGUCCAAAGCAUUCGCGAAUGCAGCUGCAGUUAAGUCAAAGCUUGUGGCCAAAUCAGUUAAGCCUUUCGCUAUUGGCCGAAACCUACAAAAUGCUGAAAUGAAGCCUCAAUUGAAUCGUUCGACGAAGCCGCCACUAGCAGCAUCUGAUAAUCAAGCAGUAAAUAAGCGGCAGACAACGAAGUCUCUGCAAGCAUCUACUGAAUCUAUAGUUAAAAAGCCACAAAUAGACCCUGAACCUAAACGAAAGCCACCAACAACCCUUGGAGUUAAAAAAAAUAUGGCGGGGUCCAUUAAAAACGCAUCAAAGCCGCAAAAUUUGAUGACACAGCCAUUUGAAUUACCCGGAACAAGCAGAAACAGGGGAGGAGGUGGUGCAGCCCAGUGCAAAACCAAAUCAAAAAACAAUCUCUCCUCACAGCUCUCGACACGCAUGAAGUCCAAAAAGCCAGCGCUCAUGAACUGCAAGCAAAGACAAGCAAUAUUGUCCAAACUGAACCUACUGCAAUCAACUUGCGAUAUGCAGAGCCCCGAUACGUCACUUUAUGUUGUCAGCAAUAAACAUUUAUUCAAUGCAGCGGCGACAUCUACCGAGUGCAGGUCCAAUAAAAGUAGCGAUAAUUUUUUAGAGGCCCACGGAAAGAUACCCAAUAUAAGUUCUGUGGCAGUUGCCGAUGAGUCCAAUGAAAUAGUGUCUGUUGCGGAGAGACUGUUGACAGGAUCCCCGACACUAACGGAGCCGCAACUCACGUUGCCUGCAGAAGAGGAUGACAUGACAAUGUUGGCGAAGUCCCCGAUACGUACACAAGCAAGUCAAUCAAUUUACCUAAGUCCUUUUGUGACCGUAGCACGUGGAAAAGCGAGCACACGGAUGCAGCGUGACAAUGCCAACAACACUAGCACACAGAGUCCAAGUGAGAAAAAACCGGAGACUCCCGUUGCUGUGCGUAGCACACUAGACUCUGUACAAUACUUUCGAAUGCAACUGGAUAAAGAAAUUAGACGCCUGCAUUCGCUUUGUGCCGAGUGGCAGUUAUAUAACAACCAAAAUGAAGUGCGACUUCUAGAGAAUGGGGCAAAGGACAUGAUAGAUGCGGCUAUUGGACAGACAAAUCUGCUUACCAGCAAGAAACUAAUGCAGUUUAAGAGUCUUAUUGAUCGCUGUGAAGCGGGUGCUACCGGCAUUGGUUUGCCUCCCAAUGAUGGCAGUGAGGCUUCUAAACCUGUGUUCGUUGAAGAUUUAGAGGGGUGGUGGGAUAUGUUACGUUUACAGAGCGAAAAUGUAGACAAACGCUUCGAUAAUCUGCUGCGUUUGAAAGCCAACGAUUGGCUGGAUCCAGAAGCGGAGACAGUGCCCAAAACCAAAUCAAAAGUGGGGCUUAAAGCAAAACGAAAACAAAUCGCUAAGCCAAGCAGCGACUUAAGAAGCUUUUUGCGAAAGGCUUAUGCAGCCAAGCGAAUAAAUCAGGUAUCUGGCGAAAUCAACGAGCAAAACAGCCAGCCAAACCUUACUCCGAAGCGUCACUCACAGCAUCGUUUUAUUGUGGUUCGCGACCGCAAAUCCUUCUCGCCGGCACGAACCGUGCUUCGGGUAUCACGUGACACCGAUAAUCGGCAAUCCAUUGGCGGUAAUAGUUUAUUGAAGUCUGCUAUUAUGGGCGCAGCGGAGCAAGUAUCUCGUCAGCAGAUGACGCCACGUUCUGAGCUGCCCAUGUCCAUUUUAAAAACGCCUGGAACCAAAAAACGUGAGUCUGGUGCCCACGGUGUUAUAUUUAGCGCCAAGAAAAAAGUGCGUCGUUUUCAGUUCACCUUCGACGAAGGCAAUAUUAGUGGAGAUGAGGUUGUCAUUGGCAACAAGCUGGAAGACUGUGAAGAGGACAUGACUCCAGAAAAACCCUCGCCUCGAAACGGUCAGCGAAUGACUUCAGUAAAUGAAGAAACUGGGGAAAGCAAUGGGAAUGCGUCAAGGGCGUAUUCGCUUCGCAAUCGUUUGAUUAAAUUAAGACCAUCAUCGGAGUUUAUGUAGAAUUUAAAAUGGUCGAUCUAUUUUUCAAAUUUAUUUAAAAAGUUUUUUAUGUUUCGAAUUUUUUUCUGCGCCUAUCAUCGAGAAUUCUAAAAUGAUUGUGUAUUGUAUUUUAGUGUUAAUUAUGUUUGAAUAGUCUUAAUGUUUAUUUACUCAUUUUAUUAAUAAAAAAAGAAGGUUUUUAAAGAA